AUGAUUGAAAUGGCUACAACAUUACAUUGCAGUCAGUUAGGUGAUAAUCGUCCUUUAUCAUAUUGUGAAUUUGGUCCAAAUGAUAAAAUGGUUGCUGCUUCUUCUUGAAGUGGUUUAUGUAAACUCUGGACGAUACCAGAUUGUAAACAUGUCCGAACAUUACGUGGUCAAACAAGAAAUGCUUGUUGUAUUAGUUGGCAUCCUCAAUCAACAUUAAUACAAGAUCCGGUAAUGAUUAAUUGGGGUGUGGGUGUGUGAGUGUGUGGGUGUGUGAGUGUGUGGGUGUGUGAGUGUGUGGGUGUGGGUAUGGGUGUGGGUGUGGGUGUGGGUGUGGGUGUGGGGUGUGGGUGUGGGUUUACACAUGAUUGAUACCCACACCCACACCCUUAAAAUUGGUUUCCAAACAGAAGCUUUUCCACUGUUAUUCUUAACCAUAUCGAAACUUUACCAAUGUUUUCGUCUUCCUGUUACGUGAUCUUAUUAAUUUGGCAGUUACAUGAUACAGAUUUUCGUUGCCUAUCUUUUUGAUGACUGAAGUCGCUGAAUAGAGUAGGAGACAUAUAGGCAACAUCGUAGAAUUGAGAUGAAUUAAAAGAUCAAAAAAAGAUGAGACAACUGCAAAAUAGUGAAUCAACAGGACUGAUAAUUUACAUACAUUGACAAAUCGAUCAGCUUAAAUGAAGUCGAUCAUGAGCGUGAAUGUUAUAUCUAUCUCAAUUGCUUCCAAUAUUUGCGGCGUCUUGACACUUAGUUUAUAACAUUCAAAAUGGUUUCUUUUGCUUUUCGAAGCUUCCUAAUAAUUUACUUACCACGACCAAGUGAUUGAAGCCGAAACGUUCUGAGUAAACUGAAGAAA
Molecule: messenger RNA, 856 nt
Organism: Rotaria sp. Silwood2
Lineage: Eukaryota; Metazoa; Rotifera; Eurotatoria; Philodinida; Philodinidae
Source: the annotation of a GenBank genome assembly